Molecule: messenger RNA, 10237 nt
Organism: Macrobrachium nipponense
Lineage: Eukaryota; Metazoa; Arthropoda; Malacostraca; Decapoda; Palaemonidae
Exons: 7
Coding region: 614-9331 (2905 amino acids)
Source: RefSeq, a predicted model, not a curated record
AUCAUCUAGUCUUGAAAAUUGACUGGUAAAGAUGAACUACUGAACUUUAAUCCCAAACCGAUCUACGCAGGAAUAAUACCUUACAGGUUAAUAAGGACACAUAAGUCCCAGCGGAAAAGCAAAGCACUUUUCCUGUUUAAUGCGUGAUACCGGUCAGAAGUACUUUUACUCAACUGAAAAUUUGACUGGGUUUAGACCAGAGGAUGAUCUUGAGUGUUCAGAAUUCAACUUUCUCAGGUCUAAAGUAAAUUGCAAGGGUCAUUUUAUUUCGAAAUAUGGAGGAAUUACUGUUUAGAUUUUAGCGAAAAUGAAACGAGCAUCUUUUCAUAUACGACCAUGAGACUAUCAUCCCUCGCAAAUCUUCCAGAGUAUUGUUUAGCUGCGAUGUUGUGCACUGACCUUGUUAUUCUGCUUCUACGGUGAUAAUGUGACUUUUGUGGUUGCAAAGUAAAGUGCCUUCUCUUCACUAUAUUAUGUGUGGAGAUAGAAAAGUUACUGUUUGCGCGGCACCUGAGCAGAAAAUGUUUUAAUGCAGCAACGGUAUUGAUAGUAAAGGUGACACCAUAGAUAUCGAAGCACUCCAUAACAGUUGGAUUAUGAGGACAGAUGUGAAAUGAAUGGACAAUGGAACUCCCUAUUUUACCAUACCUUUUACUUGAAUAAUGAUGCUGGGGAUUCGUGGAAGAAGACACUGAGACAACCUGGUCAACCUGCCACACCACACACAGAGGAGGUAUCCACUGAAGAUCCCGCCGAGGUUCGCUGGAGGUCUCGUCGCCGUCGCGCCAGUUCCGUCAGUGCUGUUUCCCCAGACCCUUCUCAUCCGUCAGGAGAUGCCGUCAAGGAUGCCAACAGCCGCGCCUACUGGAGGAGGGUGCGCUCUCUUUCCAGGGAGAAUCGACAGAGACAAGAGGCGAGAGACCGUCAGCUGAAGAGAUCAGAACUAGAGGAACGUCGACGAAGAGAACACAUCUUGGCAGAGCGCAAAAGAGAAAAGGAUGCGUUGAUGAGACGAUUUCUUCGAGAACCUUUAGAACAGUGUCGAAUUCGAGCGGCGAAGGAAAAUUCAAAGAAAAAAAAUGAUGAUAUGAAUGACGAAGAAAUUGCGAUAGAAACAGAAAGCUUAGUGAGACCGAGUCAGUCUGCCCCUGACCUUGAUGAAGCACUUAGAAUAGUAAGAGGAGAGGAUAAGGCACUUGAUGCUAGAGCACACGCCUUUUUGAGUCCAAAUAGAAGACGUCGUUAUUGCUCAGAAGAAAAAAGCCAGCUCCUUAAAGAAGAAAAAAUAUGUGACCGAUUCUUGCGCACUCACAAUCCCAGAAUACCUCCUCAUCAACCUCCUAUCGUUCCUUUUGCAGGGCAAACAAAACGACGUGUUCCUGGACCACCAACUAGGCCCUUUCCCCCAGGUUCAUCUGAUGAUAUAAUCAGGGAAAAUCAAAAACCUUAUCCCACGCUACCACCGGAGGAGCUCAUAAGUAAAACUCGACCAAAAAGGAGUAGCAGUAUUGGAGAAAACAGCCUAAAGAUGGGGACGACAAAAGUUUUGAAUGAUACUUUUGGUGAUAUUUCUGGCAUAGGGGAAAUCGAUUCCAUUCUUGCUGAUUACAAACCGCCAUUGGAGAGUCAUAUCAUGGUUCUUCCAAAGCCGAAGUUAGAACGGCGAAGUUCAAUGCCUGAUCUGAGAGAUUUUCGUUUUGUGAGUUCUGCUGUUGUAUAUGAAACAAUUGCUGCCCUGAGUAAUUUAGGAGAUGCAAGGGGUUUAAUGGUGCUCCCAUCUCAUGAUCUCGCUAAUUCUGUUGAUUUGAAUAACACUUCUGCACCAGAAAUCGUCUCCAGUAAAUCGCAGUCAAACGAGUUUUUUCACAAGAAUUCACAGAAAUGGGUAAAAAAAAUGACAAAGUACAUAAAAGAGGAAACACAGGCAGUGUUAUCACAUAGUCCUCUAAUUGGUAGUCUGUCACCAACUAUAAACCAAAUAGGUCUCCAAAAAGGACGAAAAGCACAAAGGAAAGAGUGGAUUGCAAAACAUUCAUCUUUAAAAAACCUCCAAAAAACAAUCCUUCCAACUUUCUCAGAGACAGCUUCUCAGACCGAAAACAUGCGUCCAAUGUCAGCAGUUUUACAUCGACGAAAUUCACUAGGUAGUGAAGGAGCUGAUUCCGUUUAUUAUGACAGCCUUGAAGAAGAUGAAAGUAGGGCCAGCAAACAGAGCUCAACUACCCAAGCAUUUUAUGUACCAAUGAAAAAUGAUAUCCCAGCAAAUAAAGUCUUAGUGCCAACCUUACCUGCAAGACUUACAGCUCGUCUUGAAAAAAGGCGGACAGUCCCUAAUAAACGGCCAUUUCCGAAUACUGUACCACAAGAUGACCUCUUGCUGAUUGGCAAGCAUGUUGAGGUUCUUAGUGAUGAAGCUCUACUAACACAUCUAACAGCAACUGAAGUUGGUCAUUUUUCAGACGCCAUUUCAAAUGAAAAUGCAAAUGUAUCUAGUGAUUCAGAUAUUUUAGACAGUCCUAAAGUCAAAGAAACUAUUUGCAAUGGAAAUAUAUCCCCACAAAUAUCAGAUCAAAGCGCAGAAUUAUCUCAGUCUGAUAUCAUACAGAUUACAAGCACAGAUAUGACUCAAAAAGGAUCACUGAAUUCAUUGCCAAAUAUAACUGAUACUAUAUCUAACUCCUUUGAAAACAGAAGUGAAAUGUCAUUUGAAAAAUCAGAUCCUCUUCCAGAACCAAGCUCUGCUCAGUAUUCUGAUACAUACACACAAAUCACUGAUCAGUCAUCCUAUGCACCUGAUAAAGAAGCUUCAAAAUCAAAUGCAACUGAAGAAAACUGUCCCUAUAAUGAAAAUAGUGUCAGUGAAAUAGACAAUGAAGACAGUAUCAGAAAUAAAAGAGUGGGUUUUCCAGCAAUGGCGAAUGAAAUAUCACCAAUCACAAGUGAUGAUAACGAAGAUAAAGAUGAAGGUACAAAUGAACUUGACGCUGGUGCAGAGACCCAAGCAGAGGAAACUCAAGAAAAUAGAUAUGAGAAUCGUCCAAUUGAUAACCAGAAUGAAACCUAUGAUAAUGCAACGUUAUUGCAGCAUUCUGUAGAAGAGGAAAUUCCUAAGUCUGAGAGUUCUGAGGAAAACUAUAAUACAGAUUCUUUUCAGUCUGUUUCGUAUUCUUAUGAAAAAAGUGAAGAGGACAUUUCUGAAGUUUUGGAUAAUGCAGAGAGUGACAUCCAAAAUAAUGAAAGUAACAGUGAGGUAGAAGUACAAACAGCUACACCGGAACCAGCUAGUAACAACACAAGUGGGUCAAGUGCCGUACAUGAUGACGUAAGUGAAAGUGUUAUAUCUGGAAACAAUAAUCCCACCAAAGACUCACCCAGAGAUAUGAGUGAUGAAAUCUCAGAGGAAACGAGUAGUAAUCCAUCACAAGAUCAACUGGAAAUCAUUGGAUUUACCUCACAUGGGAAAGAAACACUUUUAGAAAGUGGAUUUAUUGAUUGUGAUGAUGCAAGUUUAACACCAGAUCCACUGAAUAAUAACGGUGAUAAGUCUGGAUUAUUCAGUACCAAUGAGCCUGGCUCUGAAACUGAAAUAGAUAACAACAAAGCAAUCUCCAUGAAUGCAGACAAAACCAUGCUAGAAGUGGACCAGAAAAUGGUUGCUGAGUGCGAGAAUGAAACUUUCAUAGAAGAAUCUUGUGAGGUAAGAGACAAAGACGAUAAUUAUGAAUCAAUAAGCAAUAAUUUGAUGAUAAAUAAUGCUAUGGGUCAACAUGUCCAGAGUGAUGCAAAUAAUCCAGAAAUAUUAUCCCAAGACAGCAAACAACUUACAAGUAUGGAAGACAUGAUAACAGAGAGCUUACAGGAUGGAGAUUUUGGCAUGAGCUUAAAUGACGGUUUUUUUCUAAAUGAUGAUGAAUCAGCAUCGCCCAUAUCAAUAAAUGAGGUAGAUCAAGAAGAAUUUAGUGAUGGAAAUGAUUCUUCAGACCGAAUCACAGUCAUUCGUGUGCCAUCUGGUGAAAGUAACUAUGACAGUGGAGAAGGUACUCCUGACAUAGACGCGGAAUUUCCACUUCCAAUUGAGGAAGAUACCAAUGAAUAUAUCUCAGAUUCUGUGAGUCCCAGCAACACAGUACCAGACAAUGAUUGUGAAACUGACUUGCUCCAUGAAAUCUUUAGCAGCAAUACCUCGAAUGAGGGGAAACAAACCCCAGUAGAUGAAAUUAGCUCAGGACUCUCCACUAUUGAAGAGGAUGACGAACUCAUCGAGGCUCUGCCCAUCAGGGAACAAGGGCAGGAAGAUGUGUUAGCUAUAGAGGAAACAGAAGUUACAGAAGAAAUAGGUGAGGAGCCAUUAAAGAAUGAUGACAACAUUUUAACAGAAGAUACUCAAGAUGUUAGGAACGAUUGUGUGGACAGAAAUUCGAUUUGUAGCAUAGAUGAUCUAGAUAACUUUGAUAAAAAUGUUAGCACUGAUAUAAAUGAGGACGAGCUGGUGAUGGAUUCUGAGUCUGGAAUAAAUAUAGAAAAGGAGAGCACUGUAGCUAAUAAAUCUGAGUCUGAAAAAGAAAAUUUAGAUAUUGUAGAACAAGAAAAUACAGCAGAUAUAGUUGAAAAUGAGGGGAAUCUGGAUGGAGAUGAUGGGCCUGAAAUCUUAAAAGAAAACCAGGACAUUACCAUUGGAGCAAAUAAUUCAAAAAACGAAUGUUUGCAAGAGCAUUAUGAUCCCCUGGAAGAAAAAAGGGAAAUUGAGAGCGAAGAUGCAGUCACUGAAGAUUUUGGAAAUACAGAGAAUAAUCAACAAGAAAUAUCUGGGGAAAUAUUAAUAGAAACUGAUAAUGUCACAAUGGAGGAUAUCCAUUUAGCUCAAGAAUCACACACAGAUAAAGGAAAUUUUGAGGUUGAUCUGAAAGAACCAAAUAAUGACGAUCAAACGGGAACAUAUGAGAGAAAUUCAAGGGAGGUGGUUGAGAAAGAAGGAAAAGAGCCUAUAGAAGAAAUAUUGGAAAGUAAAAAUCAUCAGGAAUGCCAGUUUCAAAACACGUUUAAUGAAAAGGAAGAUGUAGAAGAAAUGGACAAAACUUUAGAAGAGAGCAGUGACCCUUCAGAUGGAAAAAUUGGCAAUGCAGUUAGUGAAUGCCACGAAAAAGAGGUAAUGGGAGAUGAUGAAAUAACUGGCUUGGUUGCGGAGACUGAUUACACUAAUGAAAAUGGUGCUGGAGGCGAUAUACAAGAAAGUAAGGGUGACAAUGAAGAAGAUGACGAAGCUGACACUGCAGAAGAAAAUGAAACUGGAGAAGUAAAUGAACACAAAGAAGUUUUUUCAAAUAAAAAUGACGAGGGAAUGAUAGAAGGUAAGUUAGAUUUGAGCGAUGAAUAUGAGACUGAAAGUAUUAAAAACCUAGCUCUUAUAAAGACAGAAGGCAACAAAAGUGACAUACUAAUAGAGAAUGAAGAUCAAUAUGACCUGAAAGUAGAUAUCAUGGAUGAAGUCAUUGCUGCAUCAGUAGAGAGUGAAGACAAUGAAACAGACAAAGUAACAGAGAAUGCAGACCAAAACGAAUUGGAGGUAGAUGCCAUGGAAGAAGUGGUUGCUAUGUCAAGGAGAAGUGAGGACUGGGAAAUUGAUAAAGUAAUAGUGAAUGUUGAUGAAUCUCAUUUGGAGGUAAAUCUGGAAGAAGCGGUUGCUGUGUCAGAAGAAGGCGAAGACACUGAAACUGAAAAAGUAACAGAGACUGAAGAUCCAAAUGAAUUAGAGGAAGAUCUCAUGGAAAACGAAGAUGCUAUUUCUGGGGAAUUUGAGGACAAUAAAACCGAUAAAGUAAUAAAUAAUGAUGAUGAAUAUCAGCUGGAGGUAGAUAUGGAAGAAAUGGUUGCUGCAUCAGAAGGGGGAGACAUUGAAACUAUAAAUGUAACAGAGAAUAGAGAUCAAAAUGAAUUAGAGGAAGAUAUCUUGGAAAACGCUGUUGCUAUUUCUGGGGAAUGCGAGGACAAUGAAACUGAUAAAGUAACGGUGAUUGAUGAUGAAUAUCAUUUGGAGGUAGAUAUGGAAGAAAUGGUUGCUGCAUCAGAAGGGGGAGACAUUGAAACUAUAAAUGUAACAGAGAAUAAAGAUCAAAAUGAAUUAGAGGUAGAUACCUUGGAAAACAAAGUUGCUAUAUCUGAGGAAUGUGAGGAAAAUGAAACUGAUAACGUAAUGGAAAACGAUGAUGAAUAUCAAUUGAAGGUAAAUCUGGAAGAGGUGGUUGCUACAUCAGACGAAGGCGGAGACAUUGAAACUAAAAUAGUAGAAGAGAAUGAAGAUCAAAAUGAAUUAGAGGAAGAUAUCUUGGAAAACGCUGUUGCUAUUUCUGAGGAAUGUGAGGACAAUGAAACUGAUAAAGUAACGGCGAUUGAUGAUGAAUAUCAUUUGCAGGUAGAUAUGGAAGAAGUGACUGGUGCACCAGGAGGUGAAGACAUUGAAACUAUAAAUGUAAAGGAGGAUGAAACUCAAAAUGAAUUAGACGUAGAUACCAUAGACAACGUGGUCGCUAUAUCUGGGGAAUGUGAGGAAAAUGAAACUGAUAAAAUAAUGGAAAAUGAUAAUGAAUAUCAAAUGAUGGUAGAUAUGGAAGAAAUGGCUGCUGUAUCAGAAGAAGGUGAAGACAAUGAAACUGAUGAAGUAAUAGAAAAUGAAGAGCAAUAUGAGCCAGAGGAAUCUCUCAUAGAAGAAGCGGUUACCAUAUCUGAAGAACUUGAAGUAAUGGCAACUGAUGAUGCACCUGAGGAGGCAAAUGAAACUCAGAGAGAAGAAGAACAAGAAAGUAAUUUGCUCAAUGAAAUGGCUACUGAUGAAGUAUAUCUAAAUGAUCAAGAACUUGAAAGAAAUGAAGAGGAAAUGACAAAAGAUGCAAAUAAUGGGGUCCAUGAUAUAAUGGAAACGCUUGAGGGGCCAGUGGACGAGGGAAUAUACACUGAAUUAAAAGAGGAAGAUAAUGCAUCUAUAGACAAUUCUAUGGAAGGAAUAUCAGAGGAAAACGUAGAGACUGUGAAGGAAAAUAUUAUGUCUGACAACAUGGAGAAAACUAAUGUUUGCAUGAAAAGCGAUAAUGAAGAGACAGAAAGGAAGAGGGGCCAGUUAGUGGACGAUAUGGAUACUCGUAGGCAUGAAGAUAAUGAAGAUAAUCCAGCCUCAGGAACUGAGAAUAUGAUAGAAGAUGAAAGUAUCAUUGAGGAGGAACUUAACAGUAUUGAUGUAAGUGAAAAUAAUUUGAUGGAGAAUGAAGACAUUUACAGUGAAGAAAUUGGGACGCUGGUGUUUGGAGAAAUGGAAGUUGGAUUGAUGAAAAACUCUGAGGAAAAUUCACCUAAUGUGGAGAAUUUUAAAAAUGAGGAAUUUGGAGAAAAUAAGGAAGUGCAUGAAGGCAUGAUGGAAAGCAUUUCAGAGAAGGAACCGCUUGUUAUCGAAAUGAGUGACCUAAAUGGGGAUAUCUGUGACAAUGGCGGUACAUACGUAUCAGAUAAUGAGACAAAUGGCAGACCUGCUGUUAGUGAAAGUGAAGCCAGUGAUUUGUCACUUUUCAGCGAUGAAACUCAGGAUAUAACAGAACCUAUUAUUCGUCCUGAAUAUGAGGAGUCACUAGAAUUCACAGAAGGAUUGAUUGAAAACGAAGUAUUCAUUGGAAACAAAACAAUUAGACAUUUUAAUUCUAGCCAGAUGAUGGCUAUACCCCAUAAUUUAGUUAUUGCAGGCAUUGAAGAUGCCCCCAUGCUUUUGUGUCAAGAAUUUGAUGAUAGUUUUCAAAAUAAAGUUCUGACAGGCAAAGAUACACUUAAAAGAGCAGAGGAUUCCACAUCAUCAAGCCAUAUUCAAAAUAGCAAUCAACCCCUUGACGAAGUCCAUCUACCAGAGUCCCUGAUGGAAGGUGAGGUGGCUUUUUCAGAUGAUGAAUCACCAAGAGAAGGCAGUAACCCAGAGGGAGCAGCAGCAAACUCCCCAUCCUCUGAUUCAGGGGUUGUAGAAAUGGCAGGAAAAACAACAAACUCUCCAUUAGAGUGUUCAAGAGAUAAUGGAGACUUAAGAAUUCAAAAUGAUCAUGAUUCUCAUGUACAAGAUUCUGUUAACAAUGAAAUAGCCCUUGAAGUUAUGCAAGGGAAAAGGCUUUCGACCAAACAAGCUAAAGACAGAGCCAAUCGCAUUACAAGUGGACGCCGUCGACCAAUAUCUGCCAGUGGGAAGGAUACAGAGGUUAAGGAACCGGUAAUGAUGAGAAGUUGGACAAGUCUUCAAGGUCAAGAAGUUGCUCUUAAUAAUAACACUGAAGGAAAUAAUAAAGGAACACAAAGCCAAGAUGACGUCCAUAAUCCCUCUUCUCAGAUUGAGAGUGAUGCAACUUCAAGAAGUAAGUAUCAGUUGGUGCAAGACUACUUAGAUAACCUCCCUCAUCACCCACCAUGUAAAAAUGAAUCUCCAUUAUGUACAGCAGGCAGUCUUCCUGGAUCGGUGAAUGAAAUGCAGACAGAUAAUAAUAGUGAUUUUGGAUCAUCAGAGACUGGUGAAGGCAGCUAUUCUGAGCGUUUACUGAAAGCCCUUGAAGCAAGACGAUUACGACGUCAUAGGCCCCCUUCAUCAAAUAUUGAUCACGAAGAAGGACCCAAAAAAUACAGACCCUCGUCUUUAAGUGCUUUAGAUGCCUUUUUAGCCACUCUGUCAAGAUAUCGUGGAGGGUCUGAAUGCGGUGAUGACAACAGAGAUGAUUCACUUACACCUUCCUUAACUGGUGAUGAUGUUACAGUACAAGUCAGAGCAGGCCCACGUCACCAUGAUGUCAGGGUGAGCUCUAGACGCCAAGUUCGUCUUGUGGUGAAUGUUAGCAACCCUGGAGCAACAUCAGACUCUGGCUGUGUUCCUGACACAUCCCGAACUGAACGUUUAAGAAGGAAAGAAGCGCCAACGAGUGGAAAGUCCCCUUUGAGGCAGUGGAAUCAGCAUCACAAGGGGAGAGAGGAUCGACCCUCCACGGCUAAUAGGGACAAGACCGUCGAUGCGGAGGUGGACCAAUUACUCUCCGAUGUCCGCGAAUACUUGAACAAAAAGUUAAAUCGCGUGGGUAGGGAGAACCCGACAGCCGAGGCGCCCUCAGCAGAGAUAUUCGUGGAGGGAAGCAAUAUCGAAAAGUGUUUUAAGGAACGCCCAUCCGUGGGAAGCAGGACCAGGCUUUAUCCAAAACAUCGUCCUAAACAAGAGGAACAGCAGUGGCGUCGGCCAACACAGCCUACAAAUCCUAUCCUCCGUGAGCAACAGAAAAUACAGAAUUCCAUUAGUGCAAUCAACAGUUUACUCAAGCAAUUCUCUUGAGGAAAUGAAAAAAUAGAAACACUAUGGAUACAGAUUUAGACAACAUCCACCUUCUUCUAUAAUAAUUUAGAUUCAGGGUACUUAACUAGUUACAUAAUCUCGGAAUUUAAAGUAAUCAUAAUUGAAUUAUGAAAUAAGUUGUUGGUAUUUGGUAGGAAUAGUAUAUAAACAGUGAUCGUUUUACGCGAGCCUAUGGCAGACCUUUUAACUUCCAUGGCGUGAACACAUGAACCUUGCGUGUCCUGCAUAGUCAAUAAAUAGUGCUACAUAGUCUCGUUUUGAAUGAAAUCAACAGCCCGUUUCAUUUUGGCCACUUUCGAGAGAUAGAGUAGGUUUUCCUCAUAUACUGUUUUCAAAGAGACUGAAAAAGAGUAUUUCUAGUGUAAAUAAUGCCUUUAUUACUUUGAACGACCAAGAGUCUUGUACUCCAAAAAGGACCAACCAUGUUUAUUCCCCCAACGCAUUAAUGAAAGAAGCAUUUUCGUAUGCUUUCACAGAGGGCUACUGCAUCUGUUGUUGGACACAUUUCUGGAUUUAUUCUUGCUACUUUUUCUCUGUAUCGCUUAAAAUCUAAGUCAUCUUCAAUAUUCAUAUUUGCUCUAAGUUCAAUAUAAUUUAAAGAGUUAGUGCAGAGUCUAGUCAGUUUUUUGCUGGAUAAGCAUAAAGGUUUUUGAGGACCAGGAAUAUUGUACCUUGUUGUUUCCAAUAGUUUUUCGCCAUCACUGUAUAACUAAGAAGGAUUCAUAGGACCAGUAAAUCCCUUUCUUCACCUUACAUGUGAUUUUUAUCUAGAAGAUUAUUCUCUGAAUGUACAAAUCCUGUAACUUCACUCAUGAUUACAACAUGAAUUGACAGUAUUGCAUUUCAUCAUAGCAUGCACACACACGCACACACACACACACACAC